AAAUUCCUGGAUAUUAUCAAACAUAUCGUACUUUUGACAGAAAUCUAUUAUUUACAUAAUGGUGAUUUCUUUUUCAAUGCUUCUCAGUAGGCCUAUAUAGCAUUAUAAAGCGUAAAAUCUUCAUGGUCAGAAGAUUUAGCACUUUACGUUCUAUUAAAUUUACAGAAUAAAUAUCAAAGGACUAUAUUCAAUUAUAACUUCCAAAUUGUUCUUUGAAUGAGGAAGUUACAUCAAACCUCUCAAUUUUCCAUCGUUAUUCAGUGCUUAAUAUCGUUUAUUUUUAGAAUCAUUAAAUGUCGUAUAAUUACAUCCAGUAUAUAGUACGUGAUGGCCGUUGUUUGUCUGUAGUACUUUCACUUUCAUAUAUUCAAUACAAAGUCACAUCAAUCAUCAGUCCACAUUAUUCCUUUAUGCUAUAUGAAGUAUGUUCUGAAACUAUUGCAGUCUCAUUACAAUAUUAAAUGUCAUGAAAAUCAUACAUCAAUAUCAAAGUUUGAUUUAUUAACCAUGCAGAAAUCAAAUGAAUGAUUUAAAAAUAGAAAGGUAUAAAACUGUAAUUAAAACACAAAACAAAAUCAAAACACAAAACAAACGGACAUGACUAUAAAAUGUGAGGCUAUUAUAUUCCAACUGAAAAUGAUAUUAAGUAUUUAAGAGUUAUACACGUAUAUAUAUAUAUAUAGCUCACAAUAAUAUUAAUCAAAAUUAGGCCUGUAUUAAUUAUAAUCAUCGUUUCCGUUGUAUUGUAUUCUGAUUCUAGAUUCUUUGUUUUCGAUUCCAACAAUUUCCGCAUUUCAUUCCUGAGUUUUUACGUCGGCAAGAAUAGAAGCAAAAUCAUUUUCACAUUAACUCUCUUUCAUGGUGCUGUAUUUUGUCAUCAAUACUGUCUUGUUGUUCUGGUAUACAUAAUUAUCUUUUCAUAGACCAGAUCCACAUGACUUUGCCAAACUGAUAAUUGUGGAUUAGGAGAUCUGUACUGCAAUCAUGGAUCACGACAGUGCGCCAUUGUUAGCUAACUGCACCGACGUCAGCGUCCCCUUCGAAGAGAGGCCACCCUCCAAUGAGCCCAUCAUCAACGGCAUCAACAUCCAAACACCACCUUCCGAAGAUGCCCCCGCCACCAGAGAUCCCGCGGAGUACUACGAGUUCAGCUUACGUGGUCGAUGUUCAUUUCGAUUACGGCUGGUGUUCUUCAACGUCUUCCUCACGAUCAUGACCGUGUUGAGCAGCUUGAUGAUGGCGACGACCCUCCCGCUCUUUUCGGGGUCGAUGGUAACGGAGAGCUCGACAGACGAAUAUCCGGUGCUUUUCUUUACAGCACUCUGGUUCCCCUUCUUUUUCCUUUGUCUCGUGCUCAUCAACAAGCUCAUCGAUCCCGCAAUGAGCCUCAAAUCGACGACCAGUCAUCGCGUCAUGGCGCUUGUUGGCGGAAUGAAUUCACUCAAUGGUGUCCUGGUGGUGUAUGCCAGCGACCCUGACAGGACUAGCCCUCAGCUACAGGCCAUCCUUGGCACUUCUGUUAUCCCGUUUACUGUAAUCUGCAGAUACAUCAUUCUACGAAAAGGUGUAAGUCGAGCUCGUUUGGUGUGCACGGGCAUCGUCCUAAUCGGUCUCUUCAUCUCCCUCGAACCUGUCAUUUGGAGCAUCGACCUACCUGGUGGAGGUGGUGACAGUAGUGGUGGAAGACACUCCAAGGGGUUCGCUCAGGUCGUUUGGCCUUUCGUUUUCACCCUUGGGUUCCUCCCAUUGGGUAUCCUCAACACUCUGAUCGAGAGGGAACUCAAACGAGAUCAGACAGAAUCUUUAGUUUUUCAGGCUUGGGUUCAACUCUACAGCACCAUAAUAAUUUGCCUUCUCUUCUGGACAGAUUUCAUUCCUGGCUUUGGAGGGGCCAGCAAUCCAUCGGAAUUCUGGGAGAACCUCAAGUACGGCUUCAACUGCAUGUACGGCCAGGAUCCCGCGUGCUCCGAUGCCGUUCUCUAUGCUAUCCUCUUCAUCAUCGGCUACUGUCUCGCAAACCUCUUCAUCUUCCUCCUCGUCCGCUUCGCCGAAGGCGCGGUAUAUGCCGUCAUCGUUCAGGCUCUCGUUACUCCGCUCGGCGCCAUAUUCUGGACGCUCUUCAAGGCCGAUCCAUCAUUUCAUUGGGAACCCGUUUUCAACCUGGCCACGGCGUUCGUUCUCGUUGGUCUCGUCAUCAUGGUACCGGCUGUCGUAUUUUAUAAUUACUUCGGUAGCCAAGAGGCCAAAAAGGCGGCUGAGAAGCAGGCAGAGAAAGAUCAAUAUUAAUAAAAUAAAAGUUCAAAAAAUAUAUUAUCGUACUCAUUUUCAUAACAGUAUUUAUCAUGCUGUAUACUUUUUUUAUUCAGAAUUAUACAGUACUAUACUAUUAUAUAUUGAGUCAUAAUAUUUUGUGAACCUAUAGUCAGUACUGACACUAUUACACAACGUGCAAAUAUAGAACAUUAUAUCUAUACUAUAUUCGUUUAUGAUAAUGCUUCAUUCAGUCUUGCCUGAUACAUUAGUUUAUAAUCUUGUCAGAUCCACUUGAAAUUCAAAUUGGGUUUUAAUUCCGUUUUACCCUUUCGCAUAGAAUGAUAUCCUCAGAUUGUGAUGUUACUGAAUGGAUAUACUUAUCUGAGAUGUAAUAAAUGAUGUAGCCUUUCAUGUGCUUUAUUCGACUCUUUCAAGUUCAUUUUAAGGCAUUAUUAUUGAUCCCUAGAAGUACAUGUAUAGUUCUUAUUUGGUGAUAUUAUUUUGCACAAAACAAAGUUGCUAUAAAACACUUCGUUUGUCAUGAUUGUAUUUUGCUGUUAUGUCUUGAAACCAUGCGUGGUUUUAUAAAAAAAAA
This is a messenger RNA of Strongylocentrotus purpuratus (purple sea urchin), 2848 nucleotides long. RefSeq lists its product as uncharacterized. The transcript is spliced from 4 exons. The coding region runs from base 985 to 2286 and encodes 433 amino acids. The record is from RefSeq and is a predicted model, not a curated record. Lineage: Eukaryota; Metazoa; Echinodermata; Echinoidea; Camarodonta; Strongylocentrotidae.